Helianthus annuus (common sunflower) is the source of this 319-nucleotide messenger RNA. RefSeq names its product factor of DNA methylation 1-like. The transcript has 2 exons. Lineage: Eukaryota; Viridiplantae; Streptophyta; Magnoliopsida; Asterales; Asteraceae. The record is from RefSeq and is a predicted model, not a curated record. Bases 4 to 294 code for a protein of 96 amino acids.
GAUAUGAUUCUUGAUGACACAAUCAAUACGAGUGACAUGCAUAACAAGGUUCUACGUAUGGAGCAGAGAAAAGCUCGUGCACGCCUCUUAUGGAUAGCUGUAGAGCAAAAGAGAAAGCUAGAUGCCAAACUGAAACUAGAGAUGGAAAUUGAUGGGUUAAAAGAGAAACUGCAGGUCGUGAAACUUUCGGGAGAUGAAGAUGAUACCGCACUUCAAGGCCAGAUAAAAAAUAUGAAUGAUGAGCUGGAAGCAAAGAUGAAGGAAAUGGAAGUCAUAAAUCAAACUCGUGCUUAGCGUUUAUUAAGGUAUUGCUUUUUAA